Molecule: messenger RNA, 5581 nt
Organism: Corythoichthys intestinalis (scribbled pipefish)
Lineage: Eukaryota; Metazoa; Chordata; Actinopteri; Syngnathiformes; Syngnathidae
Product: USP6 N-terminal-like protein
Exons: 14
Coding region: 216-1877 (553 amino acids)
Source: RefSeq, a predicted model, not a curated record
AUACCUCUGCCUUUUCUGAUGUUUUCCUUGUGUUCGCUGCGCCUGUGCUGUCUCGAAACCGAUGGUUUGAUGACGAGAGGCCAUUGUUGUCAGCUCCUCGGCCAGGUGCUUGGUAGUAUUGGGAGCUUGCCUCUCACCGAUGAACGCCCAGAGAAACCCGAGUCAUCUUGCUGCAAGGAUAGCGCAGCAUUUCCACACAAAAAGAAGAUAUUGACAUGAAGAAAGACAUUGAGACAUUAAUAGCUGAGGAACGAGCUGACAUCAUUUUGAAAUAUGCAAAGGGCAGACAGGGAGGGGUUGAAAUUGACCCCUGGGAAGAUGCCAACUACAACAUCUAUAAAGUUAUCGAUCGCCUCGGCUUCAUGCAUGAAGAUGAGCUCCCUGCUCCAACUGCAAAUGAAGAAAAGCUGAAGCAACUAGAGGUAGAGAGAGCAGAGAAAUGGCUGAAGAUGGUAAAGAAGUGGGAUAAAUACAAAAACAGUGACAGAAUGGUGAAACGGGUGUACAAAGGGAUUCCUGUGCAGCUAAGAGGACAUGUCUGGUCUCUGAUGUUGGACGUGGAGAACACAAAGAAGGAUAAUGAGGGCAAAUAUGAGAAAAUGAAGGAGCAAGCUAAACUGUACUCAUCUGAGAUCAAACAGAUUGACCUUGAUAUCAACAGGACCUUUCGCAAUCAUAUCAUGUUCAUGGAUCGCUUUGGAGUCAAACAGCAGUCCCUCUUCAACGUUCUGUCCGCAUAUUCGGCUUACAACACAGAAGUGAGCUAUUGCCAGGGCAUGAGUCAGAUCGCCGCACUGCUGCUCAUGUACAUGAACGAGGAAGAUGCCUUCUGGGCUCUGACACAGCUGCUGACAAACCAAAAACACGCAAUGCAUGGAUUCUUUAUUCCCGGGUUCCCCAAACUUCAGCGAUUCCAGGCACAUCAUGAUCAGAUCAUUUCCAAACUCAUUCCCAAACUAAAGAAACAUAUGGACAAAGAACAAAUGUCUGCUGGCAUUUACAGUACUAAGUGGUUCUUACAGUGUUUCAUUGACAGGACACCCUUUACUUUGACCCUUCGCCUCUGGGAUGUUUACAUCCUGGAGGGAGAGAGGCUCCUCACUGCCAUGUCUUACACCAUCUUGAAGAUACACAAAAAGCGUCUCUUGAAAAUGUCUUUGGAGGGGCUCCGUGAGUUCCUGCUCGAGCGAAUUGCUCAGACUUUUUAUUACGGUGACGAUACAGUCAUUGAACAACUGCAAGCCUGCAUGACAGAAUUGCGGAAGAUGAAGCUGGAUCUUCCUCCUCCAGGAAAAGCUGAAGAGUUACCGCGGAAGCCUUUGGGCCAGGAGCUACCGGUGUUGCUGAGUCCCCUGGAUUCAUCUAGAGGAAAGCACUGUUCAGUCAGUGAUUGUCCCAAAGCAGGACUCAGCCUCCACAUAAUUUCCAACCAACCAGAUUCCAUUUCCCCAGACCAGAGCCCCUCCAAAGACAUUAAUGAUCUACAUCCUGCUGCUGAUGAGGAGGUUCCUCUUCCUUCCCCAGACCCUAUUAUUAUUCACAGUCAGGCCCUUUACACCACAGAUGACUUCCCACUGACAGGGCCACCGCCUUACCAGCCCCUAGAGAGCCAAACACCCAGAACUGCUGGACGGCUGUCUCAGUCUUAUGAGUGGAAGAUGGAGGCGCAACCUGAUGACUCAGGACUACAAGAAAUACAUGCGACAGACAGCCUCACUGACAUAUCCUCAAGCAGGGUCCUGAGGACGCUUUCAGCCCCCAUAGUUCUUGCUCAGUCAGUAAGUGAGACCACACCAGGGAAAACAGAGGAGAGUUCCCUAGCCCAACAGAUGGAUUCCCUGUCCUCCAUUAGGACCCUGAGCCAGGACCAGCCCUGAACCCUUGAAGGAAAAACAUCCAAAAUCUGUCUGUUCUUGUGCUUUGCUCUUCGAAAAAGCUAGCACUAGGUGUGUUUGCGUCCCAUUCUGGGGUGGUUCUCCCAGUACAGUACAAAUACCAUAAACAGCAAUUUAAAAAUCUCAGCUGUAAUGAAGUGGUCGGAAUACACAAGCUUAUUUCAGGCUUCUGACUUCUCAGGGUCACGAUGGUUUGCGAUUACAGACAAUAAUGAUAAGGUCAUAUAUAUAAUAUAUGUAAAUGUCAUCAUAAACAUCUGUUUUUUUUUUUUUUUUUAAUGUUUCUAAACAAUUUAGAUUUAGAAGUGACCAAGCCACUUUCACACUGUGGAUGUUUUGUUAAAUACAAAUCUUUGAGUAGCCAUUCAUGUUGCAAAAACAUAUGCGACUUGCAGUGUGAAAGGAAUGCGGCCCCGAAGUGACACGCAUGAGGACUGUGACACACAUGUUUUGCAGUGUUUAUAAAAUACUCUGGAAUGGUCUUACCAAGAAUGUGUUCAGUUUCUAAUAAAAUGUCUUCACCUAUCAGUUCAUCACUUAUAAUGAGAUAAAAUCCUUUAAAAUGUAUAGUUUUAGUAAGCUAUAAAGGCUUAUUUUGAGACAAUUUUUUUCUUGGUCUUUGGCAGAUUGUUAUUACUUUUUACCUGCAAAAAAUGUUUAAAAAUGAUAAAUUCUCAUUUUUGAAGAGGCAUUUCCCCUAGAGUUUUGUGCUAGCAGAGCCAUUAUCCUUUAAAAACCUGAUAGCUUCAUGUGUGGUAUCAAGUAAAGGGUAUUUUCUGCAUCUUUGUCCACCAUCACUAGUUCGCAACUGCUGUUUGUUUUGUUGAACGGUGGUGAUGUAUUUCACAACCAAACUACACUUUUUUCCCCAAAUUGAGCUUACAAGUAUGGAAUCACAGGAGUGCCAAAAAGAAUAAAGAAAUAUAAAGAGGAAAACAAAUUAAUUAAUCAAUAAAUGAAAAUACAGGUAGUCCCCAGCUCAAGAACGAAAUCCGACGUAACCUGAAUUUCCGUGUAAGUUAGAAUAAACCCUUUAAGUACCCCUAAAUACCUCCCAAAUCUCAAAAUGACUAUCCAAAAACAUGUAUUAUACGUCAUUGUACCGUCCUUGCCAAGACGUUGGAGCUAAGUCCUAGCCAGACAGCGAGUUUAUCUCCAGAAUGACGAUGACAGACUUCCAUGUGGUUUGCUGACUUUAUUCAGCUGCUCAUUACAUCAACGCUUGCAGUAUUAAACUAAGAUAAAAAUGAAAUAAAAUCUGUUUCAUCUUCAAUAGCAGCAAUUCAAUAUGCGUUUAUAACUAGCUGCUGAUACAGCAAUAACAAUUGCCACAAACGAUUAUCAUGUAUCAGUUAGCGUCCGCACAACAUCAAAAACAAUCACAAACUCGCAUCUAGUAUUCAACCACAAUUGAAAACGCACAAUAAACAGUACAUCAACAGCAUGCAUCAUAAAACAGUCAAAGUCAAAAUUAUUAAAAAAAUAAAUAAAUAAAAAUAAACGAGACUCUGGCGUCAUAAAGUCGAAAUCACGUGAGUCGGGUACGUCGUAACCUGGGGACUACCUGCAUGAAGAUAUAUUUUGUCAAUGAGUUUUACUAUUUGUUAUUGAAAAACACCAAGGGAAAAACGAUGUCAAGUUUUGGCUAAAUAUUAUUCUCCACCAUCCAUAAAACUUGGGUUGGCUGAACAUUUUCCUCCACAUACCUAGCAAUUGUAAGUGCCCUCGCUCUUUUUUUUUUUUUUUAAUCGGUCCUGUUAACCUGUUUGACACGGAGAAUGGAAGUCUGAGUGUGUCCAGUGGGUCUGAACAAUUUUAAUGUUUCACAUUGGAGUAUGACAUACUCCCAUUGUGAUCAUUCAACAUACCCCAUUUAUUAAGACAAAGCAGCGAACAGGAAGGGGUUAUGGGGGAACAGAAGAAAGGAAGGAGAGAGACAGAAGAAAUACAACAACAAGAAAUACAUUGAACUCCUACACUAACUAUGAAUAUAUUGUUGCGAUCGUCAGUGGAGUGUACACAAAUCAGCCCUGUGAUCUAGAACCCAGUAAUCGUGUGAAUCCCUUUGAGUGUGAGCCCGUUGGCAACCGACCCUAUGCCGCUCCAUCGCUAAUCCGGGCACUGAGGUCCCCUACCCGAGCGCGCCCAAUCACAUCCAGCCAUGCGCGAAUCCCACCAAACAUGCAAUAGCCACGCAGACGAGUAGAGAAGCUGCGCAGACGAGUGGAGAAGCCGCACAGGCAGGCGCCACCCCAAGGACACGGCCACCACCCAGCUAACCCAGGGGGUGAGCGAGGGGGCGAGUCAGCCCAGCCCAUUCCUCCUGCCGUGGCCCAUCAAAGGGGUCAUCACCACCUCACAGGGAUCCAGGGCGGUCCCCCGGGCCACUCGCGCUCCCAUCAACCGGCCUUCAGGGAUGGGAAGAGGAGACACCACCAACCCCCACGCCGGCCCCCGCCCGGCCCACGAGCCGCAGCCGCAGCUCCCCAACCGGCAUGGCACACCGCGGGACCCCCAACGGCCCACCAAGCCCAAGGCAGGACAAGCCCCCCCCCCGCCGACACACCGGCAUCCAGCCAACCUGACUGAUCACUUGGCGUGACCCAUUAUGGUUAUUUUUUAGCAUCUUUGGAUGAAAAUACAGCAAUGAACCUCCUGGCGCUUUGGGCAGAUGUCGCAGUCGCUCGAGACGUACAAGCAGACGAAGGAUUGGAGUAUAAUCCACAUGCUCUGGCAAAGCAUAACUUAACCAGCUCUCUUCAGCACCUUCAUUUACUUUACUUACAUAACGUUUUAACCCAAAAUAUGGCACUCUGGUGUGGAUUGAUGGGCGCGAACCCCCUGAAAUACACAAGUGAAGUGUAUAAAAUGGAGAGUACUUAUAUAGCGCAUUUAUCUAAAUUGUUACAAUGCCCAAAGCGCUUUACAUUCGCACACAUUUACCCUUUCACGCACACCUUAACACACCAAUGGACAAUGAAAUUUGUGAGGAAAGACCAGACAAGGAAAAACUAAAUAGAAAAGGCAAAGAAAAAAUGCAAUUUUUUUCCAUUUGUGUUUUUCAAUGAUGAAAAAUAAAAGUCAAUAACAAAAUUAACUUAAACAUUUUCAGUUAUUUAUUGUUAUUCAUUUAUUGCUCUUGAUAUGUAUUCAUUCGUAUUUUUUGGCACUCGUGUGAUUCCAUAUACUAUACCAGGGUAUUUAGGUAGUAUCUGAUUUCUAAAACCAACGAAUACUGGUAUGAUGCUUUUCGAGAAUAUGCAGGGAUACACAUUCACCCGCCUCUGCUACUUUUGUGACCAAUGAGCUGACAGAACAGUGAAAACACGAAACCUCUUUUAUCUCGUUGGCUGGGGUACUGUCGCUUGUCAUGAAGACAACGGAAGACAACAUAGAGUGGAAGAUAGGAGGUUGAGUGAGCAAAGCUUGAGGAAAAAGCAUGUUCAAAAUGUUGAUAAUUUGUUUUCUUGCUUUGACAUGCACCCUCCGUGUAUUGAAUUUUCACUCAUUUUCGUGUUCUGUCAAUUUCAUUUGUAUUUCCACAUUAUAAUUGGAGUGAAAACGUAUUGCGGAGGGGGACCAUGAAAACACAUCGAUUGUGAAAUAAGUUAAAAUAGUAGUCAAGUCUCAGUGAGAUUCGUAUAGAGCUUGCCGCACACGGGAGCAAAAGCAAAAUAAAGUUUGGA